This is a messenger RNA of Drosophila erecta, 8140 nucleotides long. RefSeq lists its product as uncharacterized. Gene Ontology annotation, molecular function: protein binding. Bases 50 to 8074 code for a protein of 2674 amino acids. The transcript is spliced from 17 exons. The record is from RefSeq and is a predicted model, not a curated record. Lineage: Eukaryota; Metazoa; Arthropoda; Insecta; Diptera; Drosophilidae.
GUCAGUAUUGAUUCAACAUUUUCCCAUGCAUGGUGCUUGAGUUACUGAAAUGACGACGGCGAGUUUACCAAGGGUUCCCGAGGGACUGCGGGACCUGAUGAAGGUCUAUACCAAGGAGGUGUUACGUGAAAAGCCGGCUGACUUGUAUGGCUUUUCGGCCAGCUUUUUCAACAUGAUUGUUGGUGAAAAAUCGCAUCAAUCGGUGCGAAAAUACGAACCGGUGCAAACUUACGAAACCAUCAUGAAAAACCGCAUACGUCAGCAGGUGCCCCUAUCCAUGGUGUUUAAUUUAAUACCAGAGAAACUCACCGACCUCAUCAAGCAAUUCAUAAAAGCAGUUCUUAGAGAGAAACCGGAUAAUAUAUACAUAUUCGCACAGGAGUACUUUCAGCGAAUGUCCAAGGAAAAGUCGGAUCGAAUUGAGUACAGCAAGUACUCGUCCUACGAAAAGUCAUUGAAGGACAAAGAAAACGUAACUUCUGCAUCGAAAGUAACCUGUGAGUGUGGUCGAGUACUGAGUGCGAAUAAAAAGGAUGUGGUAAACACGGCAUCCGUAUAUACAGACAACAAAUUGGCCGAGGCCGAUCAGAGAGCAUUUUCCAGCAGAAUUACCUAUAUACAAUCGGUCGUCAUCAUCCAAAGACAUUUUCGCCGAUAUCUCAGCGAGCGGAAAGUAGGUCGCACUAAGGAUAAAUGCAAUAACCUCGAGUACGUGGCAGCUAUCCUCCUGAUUCAAAGGCAGGUGCGUCGCUAUUUGGCCACCAAGCGGGUGGAAAAACUUAAAAAUUCACGUGACGCACAAAAACACGAUGGUAAACCUAAGCAUAAAGCUGCCGACUAUAUGAAAGCCGUGGUCGUCAUACAACGACAUUAUCGCAUAUAUUUGAAAAAGAAGCAGGAGCAAAAUCGAUUGAAGCACGGCCCAGUGUCCUUGGCAACAGCAGCCAUCAUAAUCCAAAGAGCCUACCGGAGAAUGGUGACUCGGCAUAGGGCCAAGAGAACCACAUCCUCCGGCACAGAUCAUGCCGAGGAACUUAAUGACAAUGCCUCCGAGACCGGAUCCUACACAUCGGUAUCCACCGCCCUGCUUUCAACGGAAUCCACCGAGCUGGGAAUGGCGAACUUCGAGGAACGAGUCCAUCAAAAAAUAAUUCACGAGGACGAGGAAGUGGAGAACAGUAAUGUUGAUGCCAGCCUUGAGAAGGAGUAUUUUGCGGAGGACAUUAAGGGCGAGCGAAAGUCGAUAAAUUUGCGGAAAAGCGAAAUUCUUAGCGGUGCCCUAAUUGAAAGCAUGAUUUGCAAACCUGAUUUGCAAAAAAAUAAGAACUCGAACGAAUCAAAGGAAUUCGAUGUAGAAUUAAAUGUAAAUCUGCAUCAACCAGCAAAACUUGAACAGGACAUUACCGACGAGAAGAUAACUAUUCAAGAUCCUGAACCGGAAGUAAAAGUUGAAAAUACAACAAGUCUAGAUCUAGAAACGAUGCCUCAAAUCGAAGUAAAAGCUCAAAAUACAAGUAAAGAUUUUCAGUCGGUAAGGGAGGAUCAUUUGAAAUCUAAAAAAAGCAGCUUGGAUAUAGAACCUGAAACGCCAGUGGAGUGCAAGGAUAAACCUGCUACAGGAGAUUUAGAUAGCAAAACUGAGGAUGAAAUUAAAGCGAAUCCAAUCGACUCCGACUCUGAUCAAGUCGAAGAAAGUAAAUUAAUAGGUAAGAUUGUGCAAUCUGAAAUGAAGGCUGUAGACUCAGGCAGUGAUCUUCCUGAAGAGAGUCGCGAAAGUGAGGACAGCACAUUACCAAGUAAUAUUGGGAAAAAAGAAAGUGAUGAUGUACAGGAAAAUAAUGCGGAACAGGGUAUCGCCUCAUCUGAUAAAACGAAAAAUGGCGAAAAAGAUACCGCCAUUAUUGCGUCCAAUGAAAUAGUUCCGCCACCUAAAAUUCUAAACUCUGAAAACCAAUUACAGGAAGUUCAAAUUAAAAACGAAAUUACUCCCACAGUUUCGAUUGAAAUAGAGCAUGUUGAAGACAUAUCUUUAGAAGAUUCAUUAGCAAGCCCUGAUGAUUUAAAAGCUAAGGAUUUAUCUGAAGGUACCUCGGUAGGAGAAGAGACCAAGAGUAUCCCCAACGUAGAAGUAGAUAGCUUAAAGAGCAUACUAGUCAAUCAUAAUCUAGAAGUUCGUGAGCAAGACGACAAGAAUGUGGAAGCAUCUGCAGAAACACAAAAUGUAAUUUCAAAUGAAGAGAUCCAUCCCUCAGAUACACAUGAAAAUAUUAGAGAAAGGACAAGCAUUGAAGAUGAAGACACUGUUCAAUCCAAUUUGGAAUCCCAGGAUGUGUUGAUUACCGAAAGCAAAGUUGAUCAGGACGAAAUUCAGAUAAACAAUGACCACAAACUGGAGUUGGGGGGAAAAUCGGAAAUAAUAGCACCAAAAGUGGAAGAAGUGCCGAAAACAGCACCGAAAGAUACAAAAGAUGGAGAAGUGUCAGGCAGCACGGAAAAAGUAGAAAUACAUAAAGAAGAACCAUUAGAAGAAAUCAUGGAGGCACCAAAUCAUGAUAUAACAUUGGACAAAGUAAUCGAAACUGAUCCCAAUAUGGAUUAUCAUAAGGUGUCGGAAAAUAACCAAGAGCGAAUGAGGCAUUUACCAUCUGAAGAUGUGGAAACGAGUACUCCAAGCUUAGCAGAGACAUCUCACUUGCCAGAAGUUAAAAAGGAAACAAAAUCUAUGGAUGAAUUAGAAGCAGCGAAAGAGUUAUCUGGACUUUUAAUACAUUCCAGAAAUGAUUUAUCAGAACAAAAUAUCAACAAAAAUUUAGAACAAACAGAUAAACUUCGUUUUGAUGACUCCUCGGAGGAAAACUUACAGGAUAAAAUGAAAAAACCGUCACAAGAGGAAAUCAUUCCAAUAGAAUCUGAAAGUUUAGAAACCAGGGGAUCAUCUCCAGAUAGAAGCAGACUUAUUAGUAAAAAUAACUCAGAAGAAACCAAUAAUGAAUCACAAAAUGUCCAUACUGAACGGACUGAAUUAAAAAACAAACCCAUUUCUGCGAAAUCCUCAGAACAAGAGGAUAAUAUAAAGAUUAUACUUCAUGAAACUGGUAAUCAGGACACAAGAACCCGCACAGAACUUUCUGUCAGUGAUGGUAAUAUUUCACUUGGGGAAUCUGAAAGAUUAACAGCUGAACAACAACAUUCCGAAACAAAGCAACUUGAAAAUCGAGAAGUGGAGAACGAAACUGCGGAAAGAGGUAAAAUAGUACCGGAAAACCCCGAUGCCAAUGCUAAAGACCUAGGAUCUUAUAAUUCCGACUCUGAGCAAGUCGAAGAUACUAAACUAGAAGGCGAGAUUGCGGAAUUGAAACCUGUAUCUGAAAAAUCGGAGGAUAAAACUAUUCCAACCAAAUCUGAGUCUGUACAAGCUGAAGAUGGUAAACUCGUAGAUAAGUCGACGGAAUAUUCAGAGGAUGCAAAAGCAGAAAACGAAAAGUCAACUUCACUUGAAAACCCGCCUUCAUCCGAAAAGGAAAAGCCAAUUUCACUUGAAAAAGCGCUUUCAUCAGAAAAAGGAAGGUCAACUUCACUUGAAAACCCACCUUCAAUUGAAAAAGAAAAGCCAAUUUCACUUGAAAAGGAGCCUUCAUCAGAAAAAGAAAGGUCAACUUCACUUGAUAAACAACCCCCGGCUGAUGAAAGCACAGAGGAAGAUCCUUUGCAAGAAUCCCAAAAAGCCGAUGAGGAAAUUUCCAAGGGAAAAGCUGAUAUUGCAGUUGUGGACCAACCUGCUACAAAUACGGUUGAAUCUAUUAAUAGCCAGUUAGAAGGAAAACCCAAUUCUCAAGAAUUGGAGGACUUACAAGCUGAUGCUAGUACCGACAAGAAAACGGAAGAACCAUUCACCUUUUCUGCUGAAAAACACAGUAAAUCUGAAACAUCAAAUGAACAUAGCAAUACAACAAGCAAUGAGAUCGAAGAUAGUAAAGAUCGCACAAGAGUAGAACCAUUAGUUGCAAAUAUGGAGAGCACAGUUGACGCCGUUGUGCUUGAAGGAGAUUGUUCAGAUGAUCCAGCAAAACUUGGUGAAACCAAAACGGAUCUUAAAGAAGAAGUAUUCGAUGAUAAAGAUACUUUGGAGCCAAGGCCCGAAAAUGAAUCAACCCAAAAUCCCGAACAGAGAAAAUCUUCAUUGCUUGUAUCUAAUCAAUUAAUUGGCACCCAAAAUUUACCUACUAACCAUAUUGAGGUUGAAAAGACCACCAAGAAGUUAUCUAGCCCUAGUGUAAGAGAAAAAGAUAUUGGCACCCCAACAUCGGGACGACUUGUGUCCACACCCAUAGCUGAGUUACAGCUCAAGUCAUUCAAGACUCCCAACGACGAUGGCGCCUGGUAUGAUAUAUAUGUGGAGCCCAAGGUGACCACUGGUAUGGAUCUGGAGGUCCCUCCAGCACCGGUUGAAAUCAAAAGACCGGAAUCGGGUAAAGAAGUAGCUUCUGUUGUAAAAGAACCCAACAUUAUGUCAGAAAGAGCUCCAAGUUACUAUACACCCAAGGAAAUAGUAGAAGCUGUGAAACCGAAACUAAAGAAUUCAGUUUCAUUUUUUGUUUCAUUCGAUUCUGAUGAUGGAAAACCCAAAUACAAGAUACCGAAAAGAUUUCGGAAUCAACCGAAUAAAGAUGGUAAAAAAGAAGUAAAUGAUAUUGAACCUACUCAAUCGGAAUCAGAUAUCGAUUACAACGAGGAGGAAAUUGUAAUUAUUGAAGUUGAAGAAGGCGAUCCUGAAUAUCAGCAAACCGGCGGAACUAAACUACAAACCAUAAUGGAGCUUGAUAAUGAGAAUGAGCUGACCAAUGAAUUUAACAUUCAAGGCCGAGAAUUAAAUCCGGAUGAUAGUGGUCUGUCAAAACCAAAAUCCCCCGUAAAUUCUAUUACGGAAUUUGAGUCAGCCUAUAAAAGAGACAUCUUAAAUAUCACAAGAUCUGUGCUCAUCAUAGAAAGAGCUUACAAACGGUUCAGGAAUAGGCCUUCUUUAAAAAGUAAGUCUGAUUUUGAAAAACAAAACAGGGCUGCAAUAGUUAUUCAAAAGUGGGUUCGGAACACCCUUAAUCAGAAAGCCUCUGAUACUCAAAAAUCGAAGCAAGAUCUUGCUGCGAAGAAAAUUCAAAGAGCUUAUCGAAAAUAUAUCGAAAAGGCCAAGCAAAGGAAAAGGCUAAAACAAGAAAUGGCUGCACUCAUUAUCCAAAAGGCAUUCAAAAGAUAUUCUCACAGGAUCCGCACGGAACUGAGUAAAACUCAAUCUUCAGUUGAUGCAGAAAUUGAGCAAACUAAAGCUGCUUCUAAAAUUCAAAGGGCUUAUAGAAGAUAUCUAAAAUUACAGUCUGCAAGUCACCAAGCGGCUGGAAUCCCAGUAAAAGGUGAUUUAAGUACAGCUGGCUUGGUAAAAUUAUCCUCAGAAUCCGAAGUAGUUGAUAAAUUGACAUCUAAUGAAGAACAGCAAGUUAGUUUAAUCCCCAUUUCCACUCAGGAAUUACCUGAUUACCCAGAACAUAUAAACGAAUUGCAACCUGAAGAUCUUCAAGAUGUAGAACUAGAAGAGCCUUCGAGAGGCGUUUUAAGUCCAGUUAAUUCGGCAAGUGUAUCUGCAGAAGUUGAGAAACCUGUGGAAGAAUUAAAAUGGCCAUCAGAAAAUCACCAAGAUAAACAACAGGUUGCAGAAACUAUGCCAAACCCAAUUAAUUUGACACAAUCAAGUGAAGAACCUAAGAGGGUAAAGGAAUUAAAGUCGGAUAAGUUCCAAGAAAUAGAAAACUUUUCAAUAGUUAAUUCCACUCCAACUAAUACGAAAAGAUCACCUGAUAAAGUACCAGAUCCCAUUGAAAUACAGCCUCUGGAACAGCAUAAAUUAAAAGAUACAAAAACUGACAUAGACGAGAAUAAAAAAAGUAUACAUUUACAGACCGAAAAAUUAAAAGACUUAGAAAAUCAGUCGAAAGAAACGAAUCAUAAUGAUAAGCCAGAAAGGAUAACUGAACUACAGACGAAUGUAUCUCAGGCAAGUCCCACUCAGCCAUUAAAGGAUGAUCUCGUAGGAAAGUCAAGUGCAGCCCUGAUAAUACAAAGAGCAUUCAGGCAAUAUAUGGAAAGAAGAAAGCUUGACAAUUUCGAGGAUAGCUCCAUUGAUUCCAUUACGAGUUCGCGCAUAACAGCCAUAGAGACUACCGACUAUCCAACUGCAGGAACACCAUCAGGAAGUUUAAUUCAGGAAGCUAUCGGAAACGCAGGAGAUACUUCAGAAGAUACUUCUACGACCCAACCAAAGUCCGAGUGGUUUGUGGGGUCAACCCGCAUAAUACCAAGCCAGGGAGUCGUUGAAGGAGCUGUUGAGUUGGAAACCAAUCCGGAUACAGCUGCAAUUGCAACCACAAGUAAAGCCGAGCUCACCACCAGCACGCAAGUAGAAACAGUUGAAACAGUAGAUAGAACGCAUGGCUCGCUUGAAUCUAAAUUAAAUCCUGGUACCAUAAUCGAUGAGAAUCUAGGCGAUGCAUCCGAAAAGGAUAAUGCAAUCUCUUCUGGUUUAGCAGGUUUAGCGGAAGCUUCUGAAGAUCGUCUUGAUUCAGUGGAGGAUGCCCUUCUCCUAUCGCAAUCUGAAUUUGGUGGGCUCGUACAGUCUCUGGACAUCGCCUCGACUCAAGAACUUCUCAAUGCUUUCCUGCAGAACGAGAUUGAAUAUUCUUCUAAGCACGGACCGUUUCCAAGUGCUAAGCUUCUUGAAGAAGUUAUUGAGGAGCCUUGCAUAAAAAGAUGCGCUUCACUGGUUACUGUUUCCGAAGGUGAAUCAGAACCGGAUAUUGCUAGUCAAAAAGUCGAGAAUACAGAUUCAUCUCUAUCUGAAACUACGGGCUUGGACACACUAUCUGCAGAUACAAUAGACAAAGCCACGGUUAAGUUAUCCAAGCCAGAGGAGGUAAUUGAAAAAAUGUCUCAGCUUCGUGACUCAAAGUCCCUCGAGAGGAUUUCCUCAGCAGAUCCCAGUUUCGAUGAGCCCGUUAUCCGACCCAUGAGCUCUCUGCAGGAGCAAUCCAGCCUGGACAUCGAGGAUGGAGAUAUCAUCGUAUACAACCGACUGCAGAGGGAUGAAACUAGGGAGAGCUCUGCUCAAAGCGAUUCCGUGGUCUUUGGUGAUGAAGUGUCCGAAAAUAAUCAAGAGAAGGAGUUGCUCAAUGAGGAGGAAUCCGGAAGGGUGCAUUUGAUGAGGCACUACACCAUCGCAGGAGAUGAUCCGCGAGGACUAUUCAGAUCCGUGACCAUCGAUGAUGCUCUGAGUUAUGUGGAGAACGGAGCUAAAGGGAUGGGCGCGAGUAGUUUCUGUUUGGACGACGAAACUUCGGAGAACAUUCGAAAGAAGAUGAUGGCCUACUCGUUGUCUGAAACGGAUUCCGAUUACUUUGAUCCGAAAAAGGUCAGCAACGAGGACAUGGACAUAGACACGGCCAUGGCAGACGCCAUGGGUACAUCCACUGAAACGGAAUCCACAAUUGUUUCGGCGGCCACAAAGAUCCAGGCUGGAGCUCGUGGCUUUCUCACCAGGCGAAGAUUGCGACGGGCCAGUGCUGGCACCAAGUCAUCCACGUUGGACACGAAGGCAUCCUUUGGUAACGAUGCGAUCAGUGAGUCCCUGGAACGAUUCAUCGAGGAGGAGGCGGCUAAGAAGAUACAAGCCGCAUACCGGAUGCACACACGAAAACGAAAGGUUCAUAGCCGGAAAAUGGAAGGCAUCAGUUUGGAGAGCAACCUGGCCGCCAGACGCCAGAAGUUGCAGCGGGGGGAUGCACUUCGAAACGAUUCCACUCCGGAUGAUGAGAACAGUUUGAUGGUCAGUGCAGGCAAAGGGCAAAAAAGUGCAAAAACCCAGAGAAGCAAAACCGUUGGCGAGGCUAGGUCAAGCGCUGACAUGGAAUUAAGGUGGCUGAAAAUGAGGCAGAAUUCGAUGCCCGUGCAAAUCGAUUGCGAAGUUUUCAGAGUAAUCCCCAAACAUAUGCGAAAACGCAUUAAAAGCGCCGAGGCGAACAAAAGAAAAUAAAGUAUACGAAUUGUAUAGGUAUCAACGCUGAACUAUAUCUAAAUAAUAUAUAUAAUUAAUCUGAAA